AUGGGUCAAUGUAUUAGUAAAAUCGGACCAGAAUCUGAAGCACAGAACACCGCAGCAACAAAAACAAAAAACAGGAUAACUAUUCUGAUCCUGGGAACACCAGGUAGCGGCAAAAGCACCGUAAUGAAACAGUUCCGGAUCCUGUACGGAGACGGGUUCUCCAACUCGGAAAGAGCGUCCGGUCUCUCAGUUAUAGCAAACAACGUCAUGGAAAGCGUUUCGUCUUGCAUAAGUAUGAUCGAUCAGACUGAAAUUGAUAAUAAAGGUCCGAAGACCUCUGCAUUGAAUAACUUACUUAAAGCCGCAACUGAAGACGAUUCGCCAGGGUCGAAGCUACAGCCAAAGGGGAAAACCAAGGAGCUACUGAAGCUAGCAGAGGAUAUCUGGUGUAACGAAAACGUACAAGACUUAUUCAAGGACCAAAUGUGCGAUUACGGCGUCCGCGUAACCGAUGCAGAUGGCUAUUUCUUGAAACGCAUUAAGAAAAUGAACAGCCCAUCAUACGUACCUACAGAUGACGAUUUAUUGCAUAUGAGGCGUGUUACAGAUAGCGUCGAAGAGUUUAAAUUUACAUACAGGAAUUGCGAUUUCACUGUCAUAGACGUCGGCGGGCGAAAAGCAGAAAGGCGAAAGUGGAUCAACCUCUUCAGCCGAGCAAACAUGAUCAUCUACAGCGCCUCCUUAGUCGAUUAUGACUUGGCACUGGAGGAUGACCCCAAUGUGAACAGCAUGGGGGAGAGUCUCAGCGUAUUCGAGUCUGUUGUUAAUCUAACAUACUUUCAAGACACGCCGCUGGUGCUCUUCCUGAAUAAGAAAGACCUCUUGUCUAAGAAAGUCAAAGCAGUUUCGCUGGCUGAUCAUUUCCAGGAUUACAAAGGCCCAGAUGACAACCCACACGAGGUCGUUGGGUACAUCAAGUCAAAAUUCCUCCACAAAAUCAAGGACAAGUCCCGCCCAGUUAAGGUUCAUAUCAUAUGUGCAACGAACACGAGAGAUGUGAAGAAGGCUUUUGAAAUAUCUUUAGACUGGGUUUUAGAAGUUGGGAAGUAA
Rhopilema esculentum is the source of this 1050-nucleotide messenger RNA. Its product is annotated as guanine nucleotide-binding protein G(t) subunit alpha-3-like. The record is from RefSeq and is a predicted model, not a curated record. Gene Ontology annotation, cellular component: cytoplasm; heterotrimeric G-protein complex. Lineage: Eukaryota; Metazoa; Cnidaria; Scyphozoa; Rhizostomeae; Rhizostomatidae. Gene Ontology annotation, biological process: adenylate cyclase-modulating G protein-coupled receptor signaling pathway. Gene Ontology annotation, molecular function: G-protein beta/gamma-subunit complex binding; GTPase activity; G protein-coupled receptor binding.